This is a messenger RNA of Trifolium medium, 414 nucleotides long. Lineage: Eukaryota; Viridiplantae; Streptophyta; Magnoliopsida; Fabales; Fabaceae. The record is from the annotation of a GenBank genome assembly.
AUGACGGUUGUGAGGAAUGAAAAAAAUGAAUUAAUACCUACUCGCACCGUCACCGGUUGGAGGAUGUGUAUUGAUUAUCGGAGGUUGAACUUGGCAACAAGGAAGGAUCAUUUUCCUCUUCCAUUCAUGGAUCAAAUGCUAGAAAGGCUUGCGGGGCAAGCUUAUUAUUGCUUUUUGGAUGGCUACUUCGGGUACAAUCAGAUUGUUGUGGACCCGGCAGGUCAAGAGAAGACGACGUUUACAUGCCCAUUUGGAGUAUUUGCUUACCGAAGGAUGCCGUUUGGACUAUGCAAUGCACCGGCUACGUUUCAGCGGUGUAUGCUAUCUAUUUUUGCUGAUAUGAUGGAGAACUCAAUUGAGAUGCAUAAGUACCAAUUUAGUUUUGAAUUGGGAAAAAUGUCAUUUUAUGGUUAA